AUGGCCGCCGUUCAACUCAAGUUCUCCCUCCGGACUUCGUCCAAUGUCAAGACCGUCCACCUGGUCGGUUCCUGGGACAACUACUCUCGCCAGCUGCCUCUAUCCGCCGAAGACAAGCCCGGUGCUUGGGUGGGCAAGUUCCGCUUCCAGACCUCCAUGCUGCAACUCGGAGGCCGUUACUGGUACUACUACAUUAUGGAUGGCUACCACGUCUCGCACGAUCCCGCCGUCGAGUACACCGUCGAGCCCACCACCGGCCGCAAGCUCAACAUCCUCGACGUUCCCGGCGGCAAGUCCAGCAGCGGUGCUCGCACCAGCGCCCCCAAGGCCUCCGCCGGCCGCCGCAGCUCCACCGUCGCCACGGGUCGCGCCCUCUCGCCCUCCAAGAUUCACCACCCCAAGCCCAGCAAGCCCUACGCUUCCCGCCACCUGCGCGAGGCCGAGUACGCCCCCACCGUCGACGACCUGACCCGUCGCUUCGCCGGCUCCCGUCUGUCGGACGAGUACUCGUACUCCAACAGCCCGCCCUCCUCGGCUGGAUCCUCGCUCUCGUCCCGCUCCUCGGGCUCGACUUCCCCUUCGUCGCUGUCGUCCAUGAGCGACCCCCCAUUGCAGUGCCGAUGUGAGCGCUAUGGAAUCACCCGCAAGGGUGACCGUGUCAAAUUGGACUGUGGCGGUUCCCGCUGCGGCUACGUCACCGAGUCCAGUGAGGCCAGCUGCUCUGAAUCCGAGGACAGUGAUGAGGAGUACCGCCGUGCCCGUAGUGCCGUUCGUCGCCAGGGCAUCGUUGUCCGCAGAUAG
This is a messenger RNA of Penicillium diatomitis, 801 nucleotides long. It is a transcript of the gene esdC, whose product is annotated as GTP-binding protein EsdC. The coding region runs from base 1 to 801 and encodes 266 amino acids. NCBI's taxonomy places the organism in Eukaryota, Fungi, Ascomycota, Eurotiomycetes, Eurotiales, Aspergillaceae. The transcript has a single exon. The record is from RefSeq and is a predicted model, not a curated record.